AUGGAUCAGUGUGAGGACAGAGAGGAGGGAGCCUCUCCCUCUAAGACCGCUCGGUGUGGGGAACAUGAGAGCCAAACCAGAGGUCAAAGGUCAGACUCUGCUGGACCUGGACCUGGACCUGGACCUGGACCUGGACCUGGACCUGGACCUGGACCCAGCUGCGUCUCCAUGAGAAGUGAUCAUUCUAAGGAACCUCCUCUUGCUUUUAAAAGACGUCUUUCUUUGGAAGAAAAUGUCAGCCAGCAGAGCUCAGAGGUCCUCAGUGGUCAGUCUGUCCCUCAGCAGCAAACGGAUCUGGACUCCAUAUUUAUGCUGCUGGAGGAAAAUAUUGUCUGCUUUGUGAAGCAUGAGCUGAAGAAGAUCAAGGAAGUCCUGAGUCCAGAUUACCCACAAAGCUCAGCGAGUCAGGAGGAUGGGGAGGUGUUGAAGACUGAGGAUGCAGAGCAGAGGAGGAGGAGAGAGGCAUUUGUGAAGAUCACACUGCACUUCCUGAGGAGAAUGAAGCAGGAGGAGCUGGCUGAGCGUCUGCAGAGUAGAAAUUGUGAUGCUACAGAGUUUAGCCAAAUACUCAAAUCUGCUCUGAAGAAGAAGUUCCAGUGUGUGUUUGAGGGCAUCGCUAAAGCAGGAAACCCAACCCUCCUGAAUGAGAUCUACACAGAGCUCUACAUCACAGAGGGAGGGGCUGCAGAGGUCAAUGAGGAACAUGAGGUCAGACAGAUUGAAACAGCAUCCAGGAAACCAGACAGACCAGAAACAACAAUCAGACAAGAAGACAUCUUUAAAGGCUCACCUGGAAGAGCUGAACCAAUCAGAACAGUGCUGACAAAGGGAGUGGCUGGCAUUGGGAAAACAGUCCUAACACAGAAGUUCACUCUGGACUGGGCUGAAGGCAAAGCCAACCAGGACAUCCAGUUCAUGUUUCCAUUGACUUUCAGAGAGCUGAAUGUGCUGAAAGAGGAAAAGUUCAGCUUGGUGGAACUUGUUCAUCACUUCUUCACUGAAAUCAAAGAAGCAGGAAUCUGCAGCUUUGAAGACUUCCAGGUUGUGUUCAUCUUUGAUGGUCUGGAUGAGUGUCGACUUCCUCUGGACUUCCACAACACUGAGAUCCUGACUGAUGUUACAGAGCCCACCUCAGUGGAUGUGCUGCUGAUAAAUCUCAUCAGGGGGAAACUGCUUCCCUCUGCUCGCCUCUGGAUAACCACACGACCUGCAGCAGCCAAUCAGAUCCCUCCUCAGUGUGUUGGCAUGGUAACAGAGAUCAGAGGGUUCACUGACCCACAGAAGGAGGAGUACUUCAGGAAGAGAUUCAGAGAUAAGAAGCAGGCCAGAAGAAUCAUCUCCCACAUCAAGACAUCACGAAGCCUCCACAUCAUGUGCCACAUCCCAGUCUUCUGCUGGAUCACGGCUACAGUUCUGGAGGAUGUGCUGAAGACCAGAGAGGGAGGAGAGCUGCCCAAGACCCUGACUGAGAUGUACAUCCACUUCCUGGUGGUUCAGGCCAAAGUGAAGAAGGUCAAGUAUGAUGGAGGAGCUGAGACAGAUCCACACUGGAGUCCAGAGAGCAGGAAGAUGAUUGAGUCUCUGGGAAAACUGGCUUUUGAUCAGCUGCAGAAAGGAAACCUGAUCUUCUAUGAAUCAGACCUGACAGAGUGUGGCAUCGAUAUCAGAGCAGCCUCGGUGUACUCAGGAGUGUUCGCACAGGUCUUUAAAGAGGAGAGAGGGCUGUACCAGGACAAGGUGUUCUGCUUCAUCCAUCUGAGUGUUCAGGAAUUUCUGGCUGCUCUUCAUGUCCAUCUGACCUUCAUCAAGUCUGGAGUCAAUCUCCUAGAGGACAAAACAUCAUCAUCAUCAUCAUCAUCAUCAUCAACAACAAAACAGCAAAAAUCUUUAAAAAAUCUCCAUCAGACAGCUGUGGACAAGGCCCUACAGAGUCCAAAUGGACACCUGGACUUGUUCCUCCGCUUCCUCCUGGGUCUUUCACUGCAGACCAAUCAGACUCUCCUACGAGGCCUGCUGACACAGACAGGAAGUAGCUCACAGACCAAUCAGGAAACAGCUCAGUACAUCAAGAAGAAGAUCAGUGAGAAUCAGUCUGCAGAGAAGAGCAUCAAUCUGUUCCACUGUCUUAAUGAACUGAAUGAUGGUUCUCUAGUGGAGGAGAUCCAACAGUCCCUGAGAUCAGGAAGUCUCUCCACAGAUAAACUGUCUCCUGCUCAGUGGUCAGCUGUGGUCUUCAUCUUACUGUCAUCAGAAGAAGAUCUGGAUGUGUUUGACCUGAAGAAAUACUCUGCUUCAGAGGAGGCUCUGCUGAGGCUGCUGCCAGUGGUCAAAGCCUCCAACAAAGCUCUGCUUAGCUGCUGUAAUCUCUCAGAGAAAAGCUGUGAAGUGCUGUCCACCAUUCUCAGCUCCAAGUCCUGUCAUCUGACAGAGCUGGACCUGAGUAACAACAUCCUGCGGGAUUCAGGAGUGAAGCAGCUUUCUGCUGGACUAGAAAACCCACACUGUAAACUGGAAAUACUCAGGCUUUGUGACUGUAACCUGUCAGAGAAAAGUUGUGAAGCCCUGUCCUCAGCUCUCAGUUCUCAGUCUGCUGGUCUGAGAGAGCUGGACCUGAGUAACAACAAGCUGAAGGAUUCAGGGGUGAAGCUGCUGUCUGGUGGACUAAAGAGUCCAGACUGUAAGCUGGAAAUACUCAGAAGGUUUUAUUGCCAUAUGGGUGAACAGUACUGCCCCAGCUUGUCCUCGGUUCUCAGCUCCCCGUCUUCUAGUCUGAGAGAGCUGGACCUGAGUAACAAUGACCUGCAGGACUCAGGAGUGAAGCUGCUGACUGGUGGACUAAAAAGUACACACUGUAAACUAGAAACUCUCAGUCUCUCAGGUUGUCUGAUCACAGAGGAAGGCGGUGCUUCUUUGGUCUUGGCUGUGAGCUCUAACCCCUCCCAUCUGAGAGAUCUGGACUUGAGAUACAAUUAUCCUGGAGACUCUAAUGUGAAGGUGCUUUCUAGUGGACUGAAGAAUCCUCAAUGGAGACUGGACUCUCUCAGAGUGGACUAUUGUGCAGAGCAGUGGCUAAAAGCUGGACUACUGAAGUAUUGCUGUGAACUCACAGUCGACACAAACACAGUGAACAGAAACCUCAAACUGUCUGACAACAACAGGAAGGUGACACGUGUGAGAGGCGAGCAGCUGUAUCCUGAUCAUGCAGACAGAUUUGACUGCUGGCCUCAGCUGCUGUGCAGAAAUGGUCUGACUGGUCGCUGUUACUGGGAGGUGGAGUGGGAAGGAGAGGUUUAUCUGGCAGUGAGUUACAAAGGAAUCAGAAGGAAAGAAAAGAGUGAUAACUGUUGGUUUGGAGGGAAUGAUCAGUCCUGGAGUCUGAGUUGCUCUGAUGCUGGCUACUCUGUGUGGCACAAUAACAGAGAAGCAUUCAUCUCCUCCUCCUCUGUCUCUAACAGAGUAGCAGUGUAUGUGGACUGUCCUGCCGGCACUCUGUCCUUCUACAGAGUCUCCUCUGACACUCUGAUCCACCUCCACACCUUCAACACCACAUUCACUGAACCUCUGUAUGCUGGGUUUGGAUUUGGGAUCUGGUCAUCUGGUUCUUCACUUUCUCUGGGUUCUUAGUAGGACUUUAAUUGGGUUUACAUUUGAAUUCCUGAUUGUAAUUUUAAUAUGCAGCUCAUUCAGUUAAUGCUGUUUUAUCAAACCUGCUGGUGUGCCUACCUGUUCUUUGGUGGCACUUCAUCACCUGCUUUAGCAUCAGUGAGACAGGACUGUGACACACCCCACUUGUCACUUUUUAAUGUGCAAGUUCACAAAUGAACAUCUUUUCAUAAACCUAACCAAGUGGAUCUAGAGCCUAAAACUAACCAGCGAGUGAAGAGAAAGUAAGAAAUAGUGAAGAGUGAAAACGGCUUCAGCAGGGUGUGAACUACAGUGUCUGUGCUGAUAACCCAGAGAGCCACCUGUACAGCUUCCUAAGGUGGACUUUGUCUCCACAAAGGGAGCAAAUAUGUGUUAUUACACCUGUUAGCAGACACAUGUUGAAAUAUGCUGUGAUUUUGAAGUGUUUCCAUCACUACUGAACAAAUACAUGAAACAUUCCACAUGUUUGUAAAGUAUUAAUCUGUGCAAAGAAAAAACAAAUGUGUAAA
Molecule: messenger RNA, 4154 nt
Organism: Archocentrus centrarchus (flier cichlid)
Lineage: Eukaryota; Metazoa; Chordata; Actinopteri; Cichliformes; Cichlidae
Product: NLR family CARD domain-containing protein 3-like
Exons: 13
Coding region: 1-3624 (1207 amino acids)
Molecular function (GO): protein binding
Source: RefSeq, a predicted model, not a curated record